AUGAUUCCUAUGAUAAAGAAGCAAAUCAGUUCUCUUGAACAAAAGGUGGAACAACUUAUUGAUAAAAUUAGCUCACUAGAACUGCCUAGAGAUAACAAAGCCACAAAUCUUGACACCAUCAUCCAGGAAGUGGAGGAAAGUAAAUUCCGUGAAAAUAAUAUUAUUAUUUAUAACCUCCAUGAAACCAACUCUAGCACAGCACCAGCAAGAAUUGAAGAAGAUAUGAAGAAAGUUAAACAAACUUUAAGCGUGAUCAAUCCCAAUAUUCAAGUUAAAAAAGGCAUUAGACUUGGUAAUAUCAAGAAUAAUAUGUCACGUCCACUUAAAGUAGUCCUUGAAAAUAAGAAUGUAGCACUAUCAAUUUUAAAAAAUAACAAUAAACUUGUUGCAUCCAAUAUUAAGAUUAACUCCGAUUCCACCUAUCUACAGAGAAAAUACCUUAGUGAACUUCGUACUAAUUUGGCAGAUAGGGUUUCAAAAGGUGAAGAAAAUCUUACCAUUAGGACGUUUCUUUUCGGGUACAAAUUUACAAAAUCUAAACAGUUUAAUAGUAUUUCCAUCAAUGUUGGAAUUACCUAG
Molecule: messenger RNA, 579 nt
Organism: Diabrotica balteata
Lineage: Eukaryota; Metazoa; Arthropoda; Insecta; Coleoptera; Chrysomelidae
Source: the annotation of a GenBank genome assembly